AUGGCUGAGGGCAGCGUCGCCGGGAUGGCGGAAAGACAGAUUAUGAACCAGGAUGCCAUGGGGAGGGCGCUUUCGCGCAUCGCCCACGAGAUCUUGGAACGCAAUCGUGGCGCCGGAGACCUGCUGUUGGUCGGCAUUCAACGACGCGGGGUGCCCCUGGCACAGCGGUUGUCCGCAAGAGUGCACGAAUUCGAGGGCGCAACGGUCCCCGUCGGGUCCCUGGACAUCAACCUCUACCGAGACGACCUGCGUGAGCGCAACGCCCAAGAGUGCGGGUGCACCGCACCGAGCUGCCGAUGA
Molecule: messenger RNA, 300 nt
Organism: Geodia barretti
Lineage: Eukaryota; Metazoa; Porifera; Demospongiae; Tetractinellida; Geodiidae
Source: the annotation of a GenBank genome assembly